This is a messenger RNA of Haplochromis burtoni (Burton's mouthbrooder), 1625 nucleotides long. It is a transcript of the gene lipt2, whose product is annotated as lipoyl(octanoyl) transferase 2. Gene Ontology annotation, biological process: protein lipoylation. Gene Ontology annotation, molecular function: lipoyl(octanoyl) transferase activity. Gene Ontology annotation, cellular component: mitochondrion. NCBI's taxonomy places the organism in Eukaryota, Metazoa, Chordata, Actinopteri, Cichliformes, Cichlidae. The transcript has 4 exons. Bases 318 to 1046 code for a protein of 242 amino acids. The record is from RefSeq and is a predicted model, not a curated record.
GUUCCGGUUAAUGGCAAGACGGCGCUGUACAACCGGAAGACGUCAUCAGUCUCACAGCUGUAGAAGAAGAGCGGGUCGUGGUAGAGGAGCGUACAGAAGUUAGACAGAUAACCAGAUGGAGGAUCUUUGCUCCUGACGGAACCCAUCCACUGUAUAAGUCACAGCAGACACCUGUGUCACCAUCCACCUGUCAAUCAAAGUGGCCACGCCCCUAGUCAUGCAGCCUUUAAGGCUGGAUACAUUUUAAACAGGUUACAAGUAACAAAACUAAACAUUUGUGCAACUAACAGUCUGGAUUGGUCUGGUGUCAGUCCCAGAUGCGGGGCGGCCAGCCGCUGGUGGAGGUGGUCCGCCUGGGCCUGGUCUCCUAUCAGGAGGCUCUGCGACUGCAGCAGGUCUAUGUGAACCGGCACCGGUCCGGCCCUGCUCACGCUCUGCUGCUGUGUGAGCACCCGCCGGUCUACACCACCGGGAUCCGCCACAAACCCUACCCCGAGCCCCUGCUGGACCAACUGCGCCUGCUGGGGGCCGAUGUGGCCCGGGCAAACCGGGGAGGACUCAUCACCUUCCACGGGCCGGGACAACUGGUCUGCUACCCAGUCUUGAACCUGUGCAGCUUCAAGAAGAGCGUGCGGUGGUACGUCGAUCAGCUGGAGCAGACCGUCAUCGCACUCUGCAGCAGGUUCGCCAUCCGAGCUACGACGUCCCCUCACACGGGAGUUUGGGUCGGAGACAAUAAGAUCUGCGCCAUCGGAAUACACUGUGGCCGCUACAUCACGUCUCACGGUCUGGCGCUGAACUGCUGCACCGACCUGUCGUGGUUCGACCACAUCGUUCCGUGUGGGAUUGAAGGGAAAGGCGUGACGUCGCUGAGCGCCGAGCUGCGGAGACACGCUAGCGUGGAGGAGGUCGUCCCUCACCUGCUGCACGCCUUCACGCAGCAGUUCAACUGUCAGUUGACUGAGGCAGCGCAGGACGGCGGCGAGUCACCGACGCCUGUGACAUCAGCAGGAACCUCAGCACUCACUAACCUGAAGGAUAACUGAGCACACACUUUCUGAUAUGCACGUGCUGAGCAGUUUUGGUAUCAUCAUCAUCAUCAGUGCCUGACCUGUAACUGACGGAGAGCGUGUGGGCGGAGCUUCUCAGAGCUCUUUUCUGGUCUUGGUGUUGAUAUUUUCAAUAUUAGGCUCACAGGGUGACAGUGCCCUCACUUUACACUGCAAUAAAAAACUGAGUGAAAGGACAGAAAAGUUUUCAUUUAUUAAAUUUUCCUUCCAGUGACUGGCAGAGCCCCUCCCCGCUGAAACAAAGCUUUGAGCUGGACCAGGUGUGCUGCUCUGGAUCAAAGCUCGCUUUGACUUCUUUGAUCUAACAGCUGUUUUUAUAAUGCUGGAUGAAGGAGGUCUGUUCACAUUCAUCUGUGUUUAUUUAAUGGCUUCACAGCUCAUUUGCAUAUUCACACUUGAAUACACAAAAAAGGUGUCAGAGUGUCUGUGAUGUGUUAAAGUGUGGUCUCCAGCAGGGGCGGAGCGGGGGGGUGGCUUACUGGGCUUAAGCCCGGGGUCUUUUGGAGUGUAAUUUUUUCAUAGUUAGAUGCCCGGCUGACAACUGUAUAAAACAAA